GGCCACAACAUUCUAAUCUUUUUUUAACAACAAGAGAAUUAGGCCCAACCCAAUAUCCUUUCAAAAUUCAAACACUUCUGUCAUCACAUUCACAAUUCAGAUGGCUUAUUUUGCUGCACCAUUUGAGAGAGAGACGAAGACGUGGUCCAGUGUAAAAUUGCAUGGUGUUAUAUUUAAUUCCUGUAAAUAUUCCGUAAGAAUUGUUUACACGGUUCAGAUGGGUUGGCCUCCAAAGAAUGUAAGGAUUUAGAAAAGAUUCGCCGAGUUGCGUACGUUUUAGGCUUCCAAGUUCUUUCUUAUAUAGGAUGGGACGAUCACCCUGAAUUCGGGCAUGCCCCGUUGCGACAAUCGGAUCCUCAAAUUCUCCGUCCAGCUUGGUCUCGUUCAAGCUUUUGCCCCGGCAUAAAGCAAGAAUGUCAAGCGCAAAGUUUGAGGAUGUAAAGCAAGAGCUUUCCGAAGAAGUUGCUCCUAAAAAUCAAGUAUCUGAGGAAAAUCCUGUGGAAGAGCUAGAAGAUUUGGAUAAAAAUGGUGACAAUUCUGUGCCUUCACCUCAACAGGAGGAGGAGAUUAUCAAGAAAAAGUAUGGAGGGAUGCUACCAAAGAAGCCUCCAUUGAUAUCAAAGGAUCAUGAACGUGCUUUUUUUGACUCUGCUGAUUGGGCAUUGGGAAAGCAAGGCACACAGAAGCCCAAAGGACCCCUUGAAGCGCUUCGACCAAAAUUACAGCCCACACCGCACCAGCAAUUACGCUCAAGGCACUCAGCUUAUACACACACAGGUGAUGAUGGUGAUAUUGAUGUUGAUGGUGAUGAUAAUGAAUCUGCUGAGGUUCAGAGCUGCACAAAAAAUGACGGCAACGGUAAAAGCAAUGCUUCUGAGGAUCAGAGUGUCCAGGGGUCGGCAGUAUGUUAAAAGUAUACUCGACUAGACUGGAUGGUAUUCCAUUUUCUUUUUCCUGGCAAUAAAGCUGAUGAUGAGAGCUUUAUGUGACACAAUACUGGUAUGCCGAGUGAUACAUUUGUGUUCAUAUGUAAUGUUGGUGUCUGCUGAAUGCACCAGGAUAGGGAUCGUCAUUAUACUAUGUAUCUAAACUAAAAAAACUGUCUGAACAACUAACUUUUACCUAUGCUGCUAAAUUAUCACCUAUUUUAGCAAGGAAAUGAUAGUUUUAACUGUCAGAUGUAUUU
Messenger RNA from Tripterygium wilfordii, 1186 nucleotides. RefSeq lists its product as uncharacterized. Gene Ontology annotation, molecular function: protein phosphatase inhibitor activity. The record is from RefSeq and is a predicted model, not a curated record. The transcript has 7 exons. Gene Ontology annotation, cellular component: cytoplasm. Lineage: Eukaryota; Viridiplantae; Streptophyta; Magnoliopsida; Celastrales; Celastraceae. Bases 414 to 911 code for a protein of 165 amino acids.